Molecule: messenger RNA, 974 nt
Organism: Dermacentor andersoni
Lineage: Eukaryota; Metazoa; Arthropoda; Arachnida; Ixodida; Ixodidae
Source: RefSeq, a predicted model, not a curated record
UGUUGCCAAUCAUAUUCUAAUAUUCUAAAUUUUAUUUUGGUCAUAAAGGUAUUUAAAAAACACACGUUUAAAACCGCCUACUUCUUCGCCAGUCCCCCGCAGUGGGUAAGAACCAUUGUUGGGAAACAAAUUAAGAAAAGAAAAGAGGGAGAGAUGGCCGUAUCGAACAUGGCGGGUUGUUCCGCCGCUCUAGUGCAAUGUACGAAAAUUGAGGACGAGUCCAGCUGCGGUGGCGUGGAAGAGGAGGGCGAGUCGCUGGACGUCACCGCUGAUCAGGCCGCCCUGGUGAACACGCUGUCCAGCAGCGUUCUCGAGUGCGCCGGGGAACAAACGGCGGCUGAUGCUAACACGACGGCGUUGUACAGGACACUGCACGCACUCAGAGUGGUACCGGCGCCCUUGAAAAAACCUCGACUACCACUCCACCGCCCUCCUCGUGCUUCAGCGUUUUCCGAAGCCGACGGCGCGACGGCGCUUUCCCAAGACCGACAGGUUCAGCUGCGGCCUGCAGCCGUUGGCGACGCUGGUGGUUCUCGGGCCUGUUUGUGGCUGUGCGCUGCUACAUCCUUCCUGUGCUUCGCUGCCCUGAUCGCUGCAGUGGCCGCGGUGAUCUUAAAGAGCUCGGACGAGCUGAAUCGAAGCUUUGGCGAAGUCGGACGCGCCUUCAAGGACGAAAUUGCUGCGGCACGGCGAGCGGUGCUUGUACCUUCGACGACACGGGACACAGUGUCGUCGAGCAGGACGACGCCGAUAAGCGGCAGUGCUUUCGAUGCAUCCAAGAGUUCGUUGAACCGAACAGAUUUUACAUUUAAGGCCGACUGAUCGCAACGAAACUCAAGUUGCAUAUAUCUGCUGCUGCAGCCAUGCAGGCUGCUUGCGCUGCAAUGACCUCUGGUCACCCGGCAUUCCUGGAGUGUCACGCGAUAAUUGGGAACGACGACGACGACCACGACGGACUAUUAAACGUUUCUUGA